Eriocheir sinensis (Chinese mitten crab) is the source of this 1113-nucleotide messenger RNA. RefSeq lists its product as uncharacterized. The coding region runs from base 1 to 1113 and encodes 370 amino acids. Lineage: Eukaryota; Metazoa; Arthropoda; Malacostraca; Decapoda; Varunidae. The transcript is spliced from 10 exons. The record is from RefSeq and is a predicted model, not a curated record.
AUGCGAGACAGCAGAAGUGGCUAUGGCGUCGACAAAGUCUUCAUCGGCAUCACAGUCAGACUCAUCAUGGUUGGGUGGUUCACGGAUUUCCUGCAGGGGGAUAUCUUCUUCAAGACGGAUUUCCUGCAGGGGGAUAUCUUCUUCAAGAUAUCCCCCUGCAGGAAAUCCGUGAACCACCCAACCAUGAUAAUCCCCAGGUACACACCCUUAUCCCCUCCCCCGACCUACACCCCAGGUACAUCCCCUCCCCCCCUCCCCCGAGGUACUCCCUACAGUCACCAGGAACACACACCCUUACCCCCUCCCCCGACCUACUCCCCACACUCCCCAAGCACACACCCUUACCCCUCCCCGACCUACACCCCAGGUACUCCCCACAGUCCCCAGGAAUACACCUCCCCCCUCCCCGACCUACUCCCCACAGUCCCCAGGUACACACCUUACCCCUCCCCUGACCUACACCCCAGGUACACCUCCCCCUCCCCGACCUACACCCCAGUCCCCAGGUACACCUUACCCUCCCCGACCUACACUCCAGGUAUACCCCUCCCCCUCCCCGACCUACACCUCAGGUACACCCCUCCCCCCUCACCCGCUCCCCCGACCUACAUCCCAGGCUACUCCCCACAGUCCCCAGGUAUACAUCCUUGCCUCCCCAACCUACACCCCAGGUACACCCCCACCCCCCCUCCCCGAGCUACUCCCCAGGUACACCUGCUCACCCCUCCCCCGACCGUCACCCCAGGUACACCCCUCACCCCUCCCCAACCUACUCCCCACAUUCCUCAGGUACACCCUCCCCCUCCCCUGACCUACACCCCUGGUACCCCUCUCCCCUCCCUGACCUACACCCCAGGUACACCACCUCCCCCUCCCCUGACCUACACCCCAGGUGCACCCCUCACCACCUCACCCGACCUACUCCCCACAGUCCCUAGGUACACCCCCUCCACCCCUCCCCCGACAUACACUCCAGGAACACCCCCUCCCCCCCUCCCCCGAGCUACUCCCCAGGUACACGCCCUCGGCCCCUCCCCCGACCUACACCCCAAGUACACGCCCUCACCCCCUCACCUGACCUACACCCCAGGUACACCCCUCACCCUCACCUGA